AUGACGGGCGACAAGCGCCUACGCUUUCCCUCCAGCCGAGUCCGCCUGAGCAACGGGGCCGUGAUUGACGAGCUCUUGGCUGAGGGAAAGAGGAUUCAUGGCUUCUGGGGUACCGCUCCAACGGGAAAACCGCAUAUCGGAUACCUUGUACCACUCAUCAAGAUCGCGGAGAUGGCCGCCGCUGGGAUCGAUUUUAGUAUUUACUUCGCCGACGAAUAUGCCUACCUGAUCAACUACAAACACCCCAGGGAGCUGGUGGAUUAUCGUACACAGUACUACGAAUUCCUUGUGCGGGCCAGCGUAGAAGCGUUGGGAAUCCCGCAGAUGGAAGACCACUUUGUCCGGGAGUCCGACCUGUUCGCCUCGGUGAAGCAAUCUGGUGCUGAUCUGAACCGCCUCUACACUUUGUUAUCGAUCGACGAUUCCGGUGUCUUCGCCCUGGCGGAAAGGAUUCUCCCGCACCUUGGGUAUCGAAGUCGAGCCCACCUGACAACUGAGAUGAUUCCUGGGUUAACCACGCCAAAGAUGUCCUCCUCCCAUGCCGCCGGCACUAAAAUCGAACUCCUCGAUCCAUCGGAUGUCGUUUGUAGCAAGAUAAACGAGGCAACAUGUGUCCCGGGGGUUGUAGAGGGGAAUGCUUUGUUAGCGAUCGCGAGACACAUCCUGCUGCCCCUGUGCAGGCUUCGUAUGGCCUUGGAAGGUGGACUACACCCUUUCACUGUGACCUGUACCACUGGCAAAGAUAAUGCCUACUUUAAUUACGAGGACCUAGAACAUGACUUCUUGGCCCACUCCUUGACACCGGCCGAGUUGAAGGCAUCGGUGGCAGCAGGCUUGAAUCUUGUUCUAGACCCCAUUCGCAAGAACUACGAUUCGAGCGAGGAUUGGCAGAAAGUGGCCGUACUGGCAUACCCGGAAUGA
This is a messenger RNA of Aspergillus bombycis, 921 nucleotides long. RefSeq lists its product as uncharacterized. Gene Ontology annotation, biological process: tRNA aminoacylation for protein translation. The transcript has 5 exons. Gene Ontology annotation, molecular function: tyrosine-tRNA ligase activity; ATP binding. The record is from RefSeq and is a predicted model, not a curated record. Lineage: Eukaryota; Fungi; Ascomycota; Eurotiomycetes; Eurotiales; Aspergillaceae. Bases 1 to 921 code for a protein of 306 amino acids.